AAAAAAAUCCUGCAACCAUAAAACUAAUCACCGCCCUCCCGUGACGUCACCACGCCAACGAACCAAUCAGAUCUCUCCGUGCGAGUUUUGCCGCGAGUAGCUGAGUGUGUGUGUGUGUGUGUGUUUUCCUGGAUAACACACAUGUUAGCUCGAUGAUUACAGAUGAUUAAUUAGGACUUUGAUGAGUUGAUGAGUUGAUGAGUUCUCCGGCGCUUCAGUGGAGGCUGUGACCGGCCUCACGCGUUGUUGUUGGGCGGAGCGUUAGCCUGUAGCCGCGGCUAGUCCCCGGUAACAAUACCCGGCUGUCGCCUCUUAUGCUGCCCGCGUUGUCUCACUGCCGCCCGGCUCUUAGCUCGACAACACCCCCGGCCUGACCCCAUGGAUCCCGGAGGAAGCGAACUGGACUCCAGCCUGCCGCAGCCCGACAACCCGUGCCUGAUCGUGGAGGACUCCCAGCCGGACAGCGUCGCCCUGGAGGACGAUCCCGAGAGCAGCUACCGAGCCCUGCUGGCCCGCAGACUGUCCAGCCUGCAGCCCACGGCCCGCAGCCCGGUUCUGGAGCUGAUAUCCUCCCCACUUGGAAGCAGAUGCUCACAGACUGACAGCCAAUCAGAGAGCUCCCAGAUCAACAACCAGGCUGAACCCGGGAUUCUCGCGGCGGCCGACCCCAGCUCCGAAUUCCAGGAGGAGAGUCAAGUUUUAAACGUCUGCCCUCCUGCGAACAAGAAGAAGUGUGUGCCAGAGGACGCCGACAUGGAGUCUGGAGCCGAUUCUACGACACACUGCAUUCAGUCUGAAGAGGGAGCCUCUCAGUUCGGUUUGUUCGAGCUCUCUCAGAGUCAGGAUCUGUGCGGCGAGGCGCAAAACAGUCGGGAGGAAGAAGACACCGUGCCUCAGCCGGACAGCGAGAGACGCAGCAAGUCAGAGCAGAGCACCGGCCCCAGGACUUCACAGAGUCCGGACAACAAAGCAGUGAGGUCGGAGGUGAGCUCCAGCAGCUCGUCGGAGUCUCCGGGUCAGUCGGUCAGUCGGCAGCUGAGCGUCCAGGCUCUGCUGCACUCGCAGGGCCCCCAGGCCUCUGCUGAGCAGGACCAGCAGGAUUGUGAGAUCCUGUCCUCGCAGCAGGACAUGUUCGAUGCUGACAAGACAGGUGCUGCGGUAGACAGCACCGUGUCCGAGCCGGAGCAGCAGGGUCACCUCACCCCGUCACCGGCCCACACCCUGCGACUGCUGCACCUGUCUGGACAGGGCACACUGGUGCAGCAGAGUCUGUCCCAGAGCUCUGUUGACUUUGUCGCCCCCACCCCUGACAACUUCUCCCACACCCCUUUAAUCAUCCCCAGCUCGCCCACUGAAGCAGAGAGCGAGCACGCUGCUGAUGAACCGAUGGACACUUCACUGCCCCCAGAGGACCGAGCGGGCGAAAAGGAAGAGCCGAUGGACACGGAGGCCGCCGCCUCUAAGCCACACCCAUCAGCUUCUACGCCAGUAUCCCAGAAUUCCCCUGGUUUUGUGUUGGAGCGAACGCUCUCUUUCCCCUCACAGCCAGAGUUCUCUCACGACGUGUUCGUCCCAACGCAGAGCCAGGAGUCACCACAGCAGUCUGCUGAGAAGACGGCAGAGUCGCAGUCUCAGCGUCCGGACUCGGCUCCUCUCACUUUGCCUUUGCAGCUCUCCGAGAACACGGAGAGCAGAAGUCCAGAAGCUCGGCACGCCUCGCAGCAUCCUGAGGACGACAGCCAGGCCACGCAGAUAGAAGACCUGGAAGAGCCGCCCGGCGUCGACACCAGCGACUCGGCCACGAUCUCACGCUGCGAUCAGACCGGCGAGAGGAACGGUGUCCCCGCAGAGUCACAGACUGCCACCAGCUCCAAGUCCUCCGCCUCCGCCCAAUCACAGAAGCAUCGCAGUGAAUGUGCCAAGGACGAGUCACAAGCGGCGCACAAAAAGACGAGUCUGAAUGUACAAAACGUGAAUGUAAAGAGCGACAGCAAAGAGGCCAGCCCUGCUGACGUGGUUUCCUGCUCUCAACCGAAGUUUGAUUCAUCUGAUCUGACUGUGAACAGCUGCGUGCAGGAGACUCCUGCAGACACUACACCCGGCAGUUUGCCCUCUCAGUCUAUGAUCUGUCAGACAUCUGUCGUAGAUGUUGUGAAGAGUUCUGAUCUAAGAGAAGGAGACACUGCAAAGAGUCAGAGCGUGGAGUCGUCGUCGCAGAAAUGUGGAUCUGUGAGUAACAGUCAAACAGGCAAAGACACGACGGAUGAGCGUGAGCAGGUUGAAGCAGAAGAAGAAGAGGAGGUGAUGGAGGAGGAGAGCACAGCGGGAGGUGGGGCGUCAGGAAUGGCUCUAGUGCUCUCCCAGAGCCAGCUGUUGUCUCCUGAGCCGAUGGAGGAGGAGGAGGAGGAAGACCAAGACGAGGACAGCGUCAUCGUCGUCACAGACAGCGAGAGAGACUCUCAGAUACUUCACAAAGACGUGACGCCGCAGGCAAAGACCAACAGCUCUCAGCCAAUCAGAGGCAGCAAAGUGUCCAUCUCCACUAACGGACACGAGAGCCAGGCUCAGGCCAAGAAGGUGCACGCCGCCUCGCCUCACGAUCGACUCUCCCAGACCGAGAGGGCAGCGGCUGAACCAGAGGGGCUGAAAGACAAGAGCCUGAGCGACAGCUCGGGAGAGAUCUCCUUCCACUUCACUCUCCCUAAAGAAGGCGAGCUGAUCGGUCCUGCUGUCGGUGCCACGCCGCCUCUGAUCAACCAGCUGAAGCAGACGCUGAGACACAGCACUCCCAUCGAGAUCACUUCCUUCUCUGAAAAGUCCGGCGCGGUGGGCGACGUCAGCGCCGACGUGGCGAUGGCAGCCAGCGACAUCGCGCUGGGCGACAGCAGCGGCGACGACACGGCGGAAAAGGGCGACGGGAAGCUGAGUCUGAGGAUGAAGCUGGUGACGCCUGUGGAGGAGGGCAGCUCGGAGCGCUUCAGCCUGCAGAAGCCAACUCUGUCAGAAGAAGACGGGUCUGGGGUCAAGGCGAGCACUGUUGCCAAGACUGUUACCAGCAGCCCGUCGGUGUUCAGCCGCGUCCGGCAGGUGCACAGGCAGCAGGAUGCAGAGGAGGACACCGCCCCUGUCAGAGGCGAGCUGUUCGCCUCCCCGCAGAGGAGCUCCCAGGCGUCCUCGCUCGGAUGCAACAGCCUCCCCAGCAGCCAAUCAGAACCCUCUGCAGCACCGCAGGACGCCCCGAAGGACGCCACCGGCCCCACCGAGCUGUCCGAGGACAGGCGAGGACCGCCCGGAGCUCCGGAGCUGCCCACCCCAAUCAGGACGACGGACGGCAGACAGAGAGCUUCCCAGCAGACCUUCGACAACAGCAUCACCUCCAGUCCGUCCAACAAGCUCCAUCAGCGGACAGUCUCCCAGCAGACAAGCUUCGAUGCGCCGGGGCUGCGCUCCCCAGCUGGCAGGGGUGAACGAGAUUCUCCGUCCUUUAGAAGAAACGCCGGCCCCUCCCACCGCAGACACGUGCGCACCAUCCAGGAGGUGCGGACCACCAUCACACGGAUCAUCACAGACGUGUAUUAUGAGGACGGCAAAGAGGUGGAGCGCAAAGUUUCCGAGGAGAGCGAGGAGCCGGUGGUGGACUGCCAGGUGCUGGACAGCGACAUCUCCCCGUGCCGCACAGGCAGCAGCUCCGUGACCUCCGGCGACCUGGCCGACAUCAGCUCUCUGUCGUCCAAGGCUUCCAGCCUGCAGCACAGCUCCGGAGGAACCACCAGCAGCAGCGUCGGCCUCAUAAGGCCGGACUUCAUCAUGCCACACAGCCGAGGGGCCAAAUCCAUCAGUCCCAGGAGGGGAGGCGGGCAUCCACAGAGGGGUCACAGGGGUCACAGGGCAGGGUCAGUUGUCACAAUGGGCAGAGGCCACGGCACCCUGGGGUCCCGGGCCUUCGCCCCGCUGAACCCCAGAGGAAGGGCGAGAAGGGGCCGACCCCCGUCCCGCUCCUCACUGUCCAGGGGAGGCGGUCUCGGCUCACUGCACCGGCUCAGUGCUCCCGGCCAGCCACAGUCCUCCUCAGAGGACGAGCCCUACACCCGCAUGCUCCCCCCACGCCUCCCCAUCAGCCCCACAGACGCCGAGCCCCCCAGCCACUCCGACUCCCUCAGGUCGUCGCCGGAGGAGGCGAGCUCAGCCGGGAGCAGCUUCGUCGGCCUGCGCGUGGUGGCCAAGUGGUCGUCCAACGGCUACUUCUACUCGGGCCGCAUCAUCAAAGACGCCGGCGAGGGGAGGUUUCGCCUGCGCUUCGACGACGGCUACGAGUGCGAGGUGGCGGGGAAAGAUAUCCUGCUGUGCGACCCCAUACCGCUGGAGACGGAGGUCACCGCCCUGCUGGAGGACGAGUACUUCAGCAUAGGUGUUGUGCGGGGUCAUAAAACGGAGGGACAGGAGCUCUUCUACAGCGUGGAGAAGGACGGCCAGCGGCAGUGGUACAACAGGACGGCGGUCAUCCUGUCUCUGGAGCAGGGAAACAAGCUGAGGGAGCAGCACAGCCUCGGACCCUACGAGCCCUCCACUCCCCUGGCCAAAGCCUCCGACAUCAGCCUGGAUAACCUGGUGGAGGGGAAGAGGAGGCGUCGAGGAGGCCCUGGAGGUGAGAAGACUCCCAACCGUGGCUCCUCCUCCAGCAACAGCCCCCGAACACCCGGCCCCUCCGGCAAGAGGAAGCUGAUGACCUCUGAGGACGAUCGCACGCCGGCAAAGAGAGGUCGCAGGGGUCCGGGCGCCAGAGCCGGUCAGCGGGUCGGUGUGUGCAACACCUCUGGCAGCGGCACGGAUCUCCCCGGUCGGUCUUGCGACGUGGCAGAGACUCAUGGCCCGCUGCCCCAGAACGCGUCUCUCUUCAUGGGCUUCGCCUUCAUGCUGACCGCCUCGUCCGAGAGCGACCGGCUCACCAACAAGAUCACCAGCGACGAAGAGGAGGAUUAUGUGCAGACCGGUCCAUAUAACAAAGAGUACACAGAGUCCCAGCUGCAGGCAGGUGGAGGCUUCAUCCUGCCCGACUUCAAUGAAGAACAGUGUAAGGCAGCGUACCAGAGCCUGCUCAUCGCAGACCAGCACUGUCGCACGAGAAAGUACCUGCUGUGUUUGGCGAGCGGCGUGCCGUGCGUGUCGCACAUCUGGGUGAGAGACUGCUGCAAAGACAACAAGCUGCUCAACUACAGGAACUACCUGCUGCCCGCCGGCAUCGGCCCGGAUGACUCCAUAGUAGAAUGGCAUCCACGCUGCAGCCCGUUCAAGGCUCUGCGGGUCCUUCUGGUGUUCGAGAAACCGGUGGAGCUUUGGGCGCAGCUGAUCACCAUGGGCGGAGGUUCCUCCGUCCGACAUUUCCAGGCAGAUAAGGACAGUUCAGACAUUCCUGCCGGCAAGUACGACGUGGUGGUGACAGACCUCGCCUGUCCGCCACUGGUGGAGAAGAACGCGACAUCGCAGGAAGUGCCGCUGGUGUCUCCCGAGUGGCUCAUGCAGAGCGUCAUCCGCGGGGAGCGCCUCGCUUUCCACAGCAAGCCUCAGUACCGCCACGACUACUCGUCCUCAUAAUCCGACUCCACGCGCGCGGAAACAUGUUAAAUGUUGAGCAUUAGUUCUGUUGCAUGCCUCUGCUGUAUAUAACUUUAUCCUGUCUGUUUUUAAUGGGAUAAUAAAUUGUGACCCUUGUUUCAUUUUAACGGAUUUUCAGUUUAUUCAUGGUACAAGUUUGAAUAUUUACAGUUUGUACAACGACAUGAUGAGUUAUGAGUCGGACCACCCAAACAUUUUCUCUCUGAGUUCUGCUUCCAGAACUUGUUUGUGUCCUAAAGUUUGUUUCAUAAAGCAGGCUGACUUGUUUUUUGAACUGUUAUUUUCAGGGAAGUCGGUUUUGAAUAAGUUUGACCUUUUUUAAUACGUUACCAUGGAAACGCAACUUGAGUACUUUAUAGUUCAACAUUUUUGGGAAAUAUGCUAAAAUCGACCUUCUUGCACAAAGUCGGCACCGAUCGUAUGUGAGGGUGGUGUCGACCUACAUCUGACUACGCAAGAAAGUUUCCCCAUAAUGUCGAACUGCUCCUUUAAUUAAAUAAA
Messenger RNA from Larimichthys crocea (large yellow croaker), 6114 nucleotides. It is a transcript of the gene tp53bp1, whose product is annotated as tumor protein p53 binding protein, 1. Lineage: Eukaryota; Metazoa; Chordata; Actinopteri; Sciaenidae. Gene Ontology annotation, cellular component: nucleus. Gene Ontology annotation, molecular function: histone binding. The coding region runs from base 379 to 5592 and encodes 1737 amino acids. Gene Ontology annotation, biological process: positive regulation of transcription by RNA polymerase II; DNA damage checkpoint signaling. The transcript has 28 exons. The record is from RefSeq and is a predicted model, not a curated record.